Messenger RNA from Clonostachys byssicola, 1152 nucleotides. The record is from the annotation of a GenBank genome assembly. NCBI's taxonomy places the organism in Eukaryota, Fungi, Ascomycota, Sordariomycetes, Hypocreales, Bionectriaceae.
AUGCAUGAGCAUCCCGCGGUGCACAUUCCAUCUACACAACGAGCCAUUGUCUCACCGACGGUUAGCGACAAGCUCAAUGCAGUGCAUCGGAUUAUCCCAGUAGGGGACCCCAAGCCAGGCGAAGCCAUGGUCCGACUUCUAUAUACAGGUAUUUGCCGCAGUGAUGUAUCCUUCUCGAUUGGGCCUUACCCUGGCUUUCCCUCGAGGGAUUACAUUGCCGGUCAUGAAGGCCUUGGCCACGUUGUUAAAGCUCACGACCCAUCAAUCCUUGGAAAGCUGGUCGGCAUCCGAUAUCUGGGUAGCUCGUGUCAAAGAUGCGUCUACUGCCUUCGAGGGCUACCCACCUCGUGUCCAACGCAGGUAAACAUACCAAGACAGGUCAUGGGCACCUUUCAACAAUUUGUUACGUUGCCAGUCUCGUGUCUACUUGACCUUCCUAACGAUCUGAUCGAUGGCGGAAUUCCUCUACAAGUGUACACAGCGGCUCUCUGUUCAGGCUCUACGGCUCUUGCGGGCUUGAAAAUGGCCGAAGUUGGCCACGGAGAUGUAAUACUCGUCAUGGGCAUUCUAGGGGCCAUUGGUCAUCUUACGGGCUCCAUCGCCAAGCAUGUCAUGGGCGCGAAGGUGAUCGGCGUAGAUCUCAAAUGGAAGAUUGACCAGCUGCCGGCAAAUGCUAAUCAUUUUGGAGACGUGUUUUUACCUGCACCCGAAGCUAGCAGCCUAACAUCGUCCUGCGAGUUUCAGCAUCAGCUAUCGACAACUUGCACUCUACUGCGUAAACAUACAAGCUUUCAACGAAAUGCCGACGUGGUCAUCGUUGCAAGUAGCUGUGCAGAAGCCUUUGAAAGUCUUGAGAACUAUGUCUGUGAUGGUGGCAGAAUCGUCUGCUUAGGAGUACCCAAAGGCCGGAUUUCGAUUUCUACGCCAGUGAAUAGUCUGGUUGAACGCAAUUUACGAAUAUCUGGUACUCUGAUGGGCGGGCAUCAAGAAGCACUGGAGGUUAUCUCGUACAUUCAGUCAGGGCUGAUUUCUCCCCUCACCGAGACUGUGCCUUUAUCAAAGGUGCCUGAGCAGAUGCAAAGGCUCCUUGAAUGUAAGGUGACUGGAAAGAUUGUCGUAGAGUUCAAUAAUUCAUUAAAAGGGUUAGAAUAG